This is a messenger RNA of Polyodon spathula (Mississippi paddlefish), 3601 nucleotides long. RefSeq names its product F-box and leucine-rich repeat protein 3a (gene fbxl3a). The record is from RefSeq and is a predicted model, not a curated record. Gene Ontology annotation, biological process: G2/M transition of mitotic cell cycle; SCF-dependent proteasomal ubiquitin-dependent protein catabolic process; regulation of cell cycle. Gene Ontology annotation, molecular function: protein binding. Gene Ontology annotation, cellular component: cytosol; nucleus; SCF ubiquitin ligase complex. Lineage: Eukaryota; Metazoa; Chordata; Actinopteri; Acipenseriformes; Polyodontidae. The transcript has 5 exons. The coding region runs from base 308 to 1603 and encodes 431 amino acids.
UGCUAUGGAUAAUAUUGCGCAUAUACAGUGAGAAAAAAAUAGACAGAAUAAGUGACAAGAGGGUUAAAGCCUGAAGUAGAACACAGCCCGUCAGUUAAGGUGGUUUCAGAAUCUCCUCAGGUGGCCCGGUUUGAGAGGUUUGCUAGCGGAGGUCUGGGUUGAUGUGAACGUGGGCGUGGUGAUUUUGCUGUGUGUUCAUGUCAACACAACAGACCGGCGAGGAACCGCACUGUCUGUAAACAACGUGACAACACAAUUCACUUCGGUGUUCUGUAGUUAAAGAAAAGCAGUUUUAUUUCCUAACAGAAUGAAAAGUGGCGGUAAAGGGAGUGAUGGUGGCAGUAGUUCUUCUUCCGAGUGUGUAGGGGACGGGUUCAAGAAGGUGAAAGCCCUGGAGAAACCCUCAGAGAGAGCCUUUGACUGGGGUGAGCUGCCCCAGAAUGUAGUCCUGCACAUCUUCAAGUACCUGCCCCUCCUGAACCGUGCUCAUGCAUCCCAGGUGUGCCGACGCUGGAACCAAGCUUUUCACAUGCCGGAGCUGUGGAGGUGCUUUGAGUUUGAGCUGAGCCAGUCUGCCACCUCCUACCUGAAAGCCACUCACCCAGACCUCAUUAAGCAGAUCAUCCAGAGGCAUUCAGACCACUUGCAAUAUGUCAGUUUCAAGGUGGAUAGCAGUACAGAGUCAGCAGAGGAAGCAUGUGAUAUCCUGUCACAGCUUGUAAACUGCUCCCUGAAGACACUUGGAUUGAUUUCAACUGCAAGGCCAAGCUUCAUGGAAUUACCAAAGUCACAUUUUAUUUCAGCCUUGACAGUACUGUUUGUAAACUCUAAAUCACUCUCAUCACUGAAGAUCAGUGACACCCCGGUGGAUGAUCCUUCUCUGAAGGUCCUUGUGGCAAAUAACAGUGACACCCUCAGACUAUUAAAAAUGAGCAGCUGUCCACAUGUGUCUCCAGCAGGAAUCUUGUGUGUGGCAGACCAGUGUCACGGCCUUCGAGAGCUCGCCCUGAACUACUACCUGCUGAGCGAUGAGCUGCUGCUGGCCCUGUCCUCAGAGAAGCAUGUUCACCUGGAGCACCUGCGCAUCGACGUGGUGAGUGAGAACCCCAGCCAGACGCACUUCCACACCAUCCAGAAGAGCAGCUGGGAUGCCCUGGUGCGCCAUUCGCCCAAAGUCAAUCUGGUCAUGUACUUCUUUCUGUAUGAGGAGGAGUUUGAUCCCUUUUUCCGCUACGAGAUCCCUGUCACGCACCUCUACUUCGGCCGUUCCGUCAGCAAGGAAGUGCUGGGCCGGGUGGGCAUGACGUGCCCACGCUUGGUAGAGCUGGUGGUGUGUGCCAACGGGCUGCGGCCUCUGGACGAGGAGUUGAUCUGCAUCGCUAAGCGGUGCAAGCACCUGUCCGCUAUCGGGCUGGGCGAGUGCGAGGUCUCCUGCAGCGCCUUUGUGGAGUUUGUAAAGAUGUGCGGCAGCCGCCUCUCGCACCUCUCCAUCAUGGAGGAAGUGCUCAUUCCUGACCACAGGUACAGUCUGGAGCAGAUCCACUGGGAGGUCUCCAAACACCUGGGCUGGGUCUGGUUCCCUGAUAUGAUGCCCACAUGGUAAGACCCCCAGCUUGAAAGGACGGGAUAUUGGAAAGACUUUCUCUGAGACUCCUAGACUACCUCUGAAUAACAAUUCUGUGUGGAGAGGACAAUCACUCAUCCACUCAGUAACAAAUGCAAGGUUGUUAUUGCAGGCUCUUACGGUUGUGCUUUGUUAUAAGGCCUUGUGGAUUUAUGAGGAGCAUAGUUUUUGUAAUACAGCAGUAAAAUGUGAACGUGUAUCCCCUGUAGAGGAUGUACAUCACCCCAGCAACGGGGAUACAAUGGAAACACUAGUAUGGACAUGUAUAUUUAAUACUUUCAUUUUAGCUAUAGCUUGAACUGCAUUAGUUUCAUAAAAACAAAUUAGUAAAAUCCUCUAUUUGUACAGUACAUACAUUUUGCUAAGAUAGAAUACAAUAAAACCACUAGUUUGCACUCUGAUGGCGCAGGUCUGUGAACACGUAAAGAUUUUUUCAGCGAUAUUGCACUGAUCCACAUUCCAUGUUAUUGCUGUGCUGCUAUGGCAAUUGCUAUGGAUUUUGCAGUAAGUGAAAUGAAAGGUCAAAAUAUUAAUGCCUUCGUCUGAAGCAUCAGUCUUGGGGGAUGCAGGAAGAUAUAUGCAAAAAAAAAAAGGAAAGGACAUGAAUGAAAACUUACUCCCGGCUUAGACAGUAUUCAGUGUCAAAUUGCUUUUUACAAGAGCUUAUUCCAUGUUUGUGAAUAUAGGUCAUAGUUGACUACUUUUUCGCAAUACUGGCUGUAGUACUUGUAUGUGUUUUUGUCCCUUUUUUGUUUUGCUAUCGGCUGAAUUUCGUUUAACUAUCAAACGCAUCAUAUGCCUUUUCAGCAUAACCUUUUUUUCAGAAACGCUGAAAACAUGUAUAAAUUGUUGAAGUAACAAGUUUUUUUCAGGUGCAGUUUGAUUGUUCACACUGGACCCUGCAGUGUACAUGCCAGCAGCUGAGCUGUGACUGCUGAACCUGCAGAGCAUUUUUCAGCAACAACACUGGACAAGUUAUGCCACCAAACUGAUUUGUUUGUGAAGACAAUAGACAAAGUAGAUCCUGCCCAUGGUUUUAUAGAAGAUAUGAUGCAGAAUGAAAGCAAAGACCCAUUUGAUUCAUCAGUGUUUGAAAAAUGAAGACAAAUCUAUUGUUUAUUACAGAAUGUUAACAGGUGAUGACAAUCACUAUUAUUGAAUUACUAUUACUGAAAGAGCAUGCUCCUUGUGUUUGCUUGUAAAAUUGAAGUACAAAGUUGCUGCUGUAAGCAUACCGUCAAUUUAUUUAUUUAUUUAUUUAUUAUAUAGAAGAAUUUUUGCCCGGCUCGAGCUAUGAUAUAUGAAUUCAGUGCAUUCAGGGCUGUUACUCGCACCUUCCCAACUCUCACUACAAUGGUACUUGGCAGUUCUUUCUUGUGACAAUAAAGUCAGAGCUUUCGUGGUUGUUAAAUGUUGAGAUUGAACAUUGACAAUAUCAUGUAUAUGUUAUAGGUGGGUUUCUUUUAAGAUGGAUGUAGAAAUAGGGUAUUAAUACAUAUUUUGAGAACCAUCUCGAAAGGCGUCAUGAGCCUGCCAGCCUGCACCGUGAACAAGAGAAUGCACAAAUGGUCAUGUCCAAAGGUGUAUUAGUUCAGUACUUAAGGAUAUAAUGUCAAAUCAUAUUAAUGAAACCUUGUACAAACAUUCCUGUGUAUACAGAAUGAGUGUUUUUGUAUGUACUGUACUGUAUUUGUUGGUUAAAUCCACCUUCAUUUGUACCCAUAGAAGGUACAGUAUAAAACAGAAGCUGAACUGCACAGAAAGUCUUGUACUGUCGUACAAAGUACAACAUUCAUAUACCUUGUGAACCAUGCAGUAAAUGUUUUAUGGGUUGCUUGAUGACCUUUCCUGAUGGCCCUUUGAUCAUUUAUAACUGAGAAAAUGUGUACUGAUAGUUGGUUUUGUAAUGGAUAGUUGUUGGUUUUCUUGUUUGAGUUAAAAUUCAAAUGAUAUUGUGUGUGUGUGUGUGUGUGUGUG